Molecule: messenger RNA, 1853 nt
Organism: Carassius carassius (crucian carp)
Lineage: Eukaryota; Metazoa; Chordata; Actinopteri; Cypriniformes; Cyprinidae
Product: acid ceramidase-like
Exons: 13
Biological process (GO): fatty acid metabolic process
Cellular component (GO): lysosome
Molecular function (GO): N-acylsphingosine amidohydrolase activity; fatty acid amide hydrolase activity
Source: RefSeq, a predicted model, not a curated record
CGUGGGUUUGUGGAGAUCGCGAACCGUCACGAGUAUCGUCGGUACUUUCGCGUUCACAGCUGCUUCUGAAGAACACCGGGUCCUGCGCGCGUCUCAUCAUGAUCCCCAAAUCAAACCUCUGCUGUUUUAUUCUCUCUUCUGUGUUUAUGUGCUUGUCUGCGCAAUAUGUCCCACCGUUCACAGAAGAGUGCAGAAGUGACAUGUAUCCUCCAAACGGCCCAACAUUUAAUGGUGAUGUGUCCUGGUACACAGUUAAUCUGGAUUUACCACCAAGCAAAAGAUGGACAGAUGUCAUUACAGACAAAAAGAACGAUAUGGUGAGUAUGAUUCAGGCCAUCAGAGAUCUAGCAGACGCCUUUGUUCCCAGUGGAAAGCUCAUCGAUCUCGUAGAUAAGGAUUUGCCCUUGAUGGUGGACACCCUGCCUUACCCGUUCAAUGAGGAGAUCAGAGGAAUCGCGUCAGUGUCUGGUGUUUCUUUGGGUGAGGUGGUGCUCUUCAACAUAUUUUAUGAGGUGUUCACCGUGUGCACGUCUCUGGUUGCAGAGGAUGUCAAUGGCAAUCUAAUCCAUGCAAGGAACCUGGACUUUGGUCUUUUCAUGGGAUGGGAUUUGAAGAACAGGCCGUGGAUCAUCACUGAGAAGCUGAAGCCACUGGUUGUUAACAUUGACUUCAGACGCAACAACCAGACUGUCUUUAAAUCAACUAACUUUGCAGGAUACGUGGGCAUGCUGACCGGGAUUCAUCCACACUCAUUCACCCUCACUAUGAAUGAAUAUAUACUUAUUUUAUUUGCUCAGAUCUUUGGUAGAUGCAUGUUAGUUUUAUUGUGACUUGUGAUGUGAAUUACAGGGAUUCUGGAGUGGAUCUUGGGGAAGAGAGAUGGCAUGUGGAUGAGUUUUUUGACUCGUUCUGUCCUGGAGAAUGCAACUAGCUAUGAAAGUGCCAAGGCUCUUUUGACUGACACGAAGCUGCUGGCUCCAGCGUACUUCAUCCUCGGAGGAAACCAGCCGGGUCAAGCCUGCAUUAUCACCAGAUCCAGAACACACAGCAUCAGUCCACUGGAGCUUGAUGUGAAGAAUGGCAGGUGGUAUGUUUUGGAGACGAACUAUGACCACUGGAAAGAGCCUCUGUUUCUGGAUGACCGCAGAACUCCUGCUAUGAAAUGCAUGAAUCAGACCACACAGGCUGAUAUCUCCAUAAAGACGGUCUAUGAUGUGCUGUCCACCAAGCCAGUCUUAAAUCAAUUGACCACAUACACUACUCUUAUGGAGGUGUCUAAGGGAACAUUGGGGUCUUAUAUCCGUGACUGUCCUAACCCCUGCAUGCCGUGGUGAGGGACUCCACCUGGACAAGCUGCAUUACCGUGACGGUCUUCUGUAAUUCAUAUUUUAGCGGUUUAAAAUUGUUAAUCUUACAUUUAAAAAGGUUUGCAGUGUCUGCUUUUGAAAUGAACAUGGGCAUUGUUGGGUUUAAUCAAGCUUAAACUGUCAAACAGGUACAGUAGGGCAGCCUACUUAACACUCGUCUAAAGAUGCAUAUAUUGAAACAAAAAUAACUGCACUGAGAGUUUAUAUUAUGUGUGACAGAUUAUAGAAAAUAUUUUUUCAGUCAAAUUUUUGUGAAUGUGACUGACAUGUUAGUGUUGUUUUUUAUUUGUAUUUUUUGUAACCACAUACUAGAACACGGAAAUGUGCACAGUGGAACAACUUGAUAAUUAACCUCAUCAGCCCUGUUAACUAACAAAUGCAUGAGGGGAAAAUGAUCAACCAAAAGAAACAAAUGUACAUAAGUUGUACUCUUAAGCAGUAGACAACUUUACACAACUAACAUCAAUAAAUCAUGGAGAUACAGUA